Messenger RNA from Pneumocystis jirovecii RU7, 1206 nucleotides. RefSeq lists its product as uncharacterized. Gene Ontology annotation, cellular component: ERMES complex. Gene Ontology annotation, biological process: phospholipid transport; mitochondrion organization. Gene Ontology annotation, molecular function: lipid binding. NCBI's taxonomy places the organism in Eukaryota, Fungi, Ascomycota, Pneumocystomycetes, Pneumocystales, Pneumocystaceae. Bases 1 to 1206 code for a protein of 401 amino acids. The transcript has 3 exons. The record is from RefSeq and is a predicted model, not a curated record.
AUGGCUUUUCAUUUUUCAUGGAAUAAAGAAUUUUCUCAAUCUUUUAUAGAAAAAACAUCUUCUCUUCUUAGUUAUGCACUUAACAAAGGGAAUAAAUUGCCUAUUAUUGUUGACAAAAUUGAUGUAAAAGAAUUAAAUAUGGGUUCAAAGCCUCCAGAACUUGAAAUUUUAGAGAUAGGGGAUCUUGCAGAAGACCGUUUUCGUGGUUUAUUUAAACUUAGAUAUACAGGAGAUGCAUAUAUUGUUUUGCAAACCAAAGUUCAAAUUAACCCUUUAAAUACACAUAAAAAUACAUCUCCGAAGUUUACAUGGAAAGGAAUACUUUUUGCAGAUGCACCGUUAAUUGUUCCUAUGUUUCUUCGUUUAUCAGAUUUUAAAUUAUCAGGUAUUGUCGUUUUGGUAUUUUCUAAGGCAAAAGGUGUUACUUUAGUCUUCCGUAAUGAUCCAGUUGAAUCUGUACGUGUUUCUAGUACAUUUGACAGUAUACCUGUUAUUGCACAGUUUUUGCAAAAAGAAAUUGAAAAACAAUUACGUACGUUUUUUCAGGAAGAGCUUCCAGCCAUUAUACAUAAAUUAUCUAUUUCUAUGCCACCAAAGUCUAUAGAAAAAUUAAAUACAAAUUCUUCUACUACAAUAUUGACAAACGAAUCUAAAAAUAAGGAACCUACUCCUCUUAUACGAUUAGCAGAUAUUAAUCCAGAACAUCCUAUUUCUAUUACGGGAAUGCUACGUUUUGCAGCUCUAGCAUCGUCACAAAAAACUCUUUGUCCAUUUACGCCUUCUAUAAGUCAAGCAAUCUACAGAUCGAGUCAUCUUUUAUCAACGGUGUCAGCUGUAAAUUGUGUUUUUAAAAAUUCUCUGUCCAAUAGCCCUAGUUUAGAGCCGACAACGAGCUUAACAACUUCAUAUUCGUCUACAUGUGCUAUAGAGAUGCAGAAUUUUCGACAAAACUUAAGUUUACGUCAAAAUACUUUUUUAAACAAACGAUGGACUCUGAAAAAACAUAACGUUAUAUGUUUACGUUCUGAUUCAAAAGAUUCAGCAUUCUCUGGUAGACAUAUUCAGCCAUUAGUAGAAAAAAAUGAUAACAUUUCCAAUCAUUUACGUAUAGAGUCGAUAAAUACAUUUCAUAAUACAAAAAAAGAAAAAACUAAACAAAUGCAUCAUCAUGUAACAAAUAUAAGGUGCCAAGCAGCAUACCAUUAA